AUGUCGAAAGAUGCGAAGAGCACACAAGAAUUGCAAGGUGUUGCACCUGGCUUUAAGGAGGCCGUUGGGCGAUUGGAGACAGAACCAAAGAGCAUGCACCAAAAGGCUGAACCCCCAAUGCAGGGUGGAAAGAUGAACCGCGGUUUGAUCGUGGUGGAGACUGGCGUGAUGCUGCUGAAGCACCAGGGCCGCGAGGUGACCAACGCCGACCUGCACCGCUUCGCGGUGCUGGGCUGGGCUGUGGAGUAUCUCCAGGCCUGCAUGCUGAUGGCCGACGACAUGAUGGAUGGUUCCGUCACGCGACGAGGAAACCCGUGCUGGUACAGGCUGCCAGAGGUGGGAUUGCUGAACACCAACGAUUUCCUCAUGGUGGAGAUGUAUGUCUACAAGAUCGUCAAGCGGCACUUUGGAAAGGAGCAGAUCUUUCCUUGGCUCAUUGAUCUCCUCCUAGAGACCACCUUCCAGACGGAGUGUGGACAGCUCCUGGACUCCAUCUGUGCCAACUGUGACUUGGAGGAAUUGACGACCGAGCGCUGGACCUUGAUUGUGAAGUACAAGACCGCCUUCUAUUCCUUUUACCUCCCAGUGGCAUUGGCCAUGUUGGUCACUGGCGUGCGGGACCACAAGGCCUUCGACACGGCACGAGAGGCCCUGCUGCUGAUGGGAAUCUACUUCCAGGCGCAUUCCGCUUCACCCGGCGCAGCGGCCACCGCGUUGGGUCACCGUUGGGACGAGCUCGAGGAUUAUAAGGGCUCAAUUGAGAAGGCCCAGGAUGACUACUUGGAUGCCUUCGCCAGUCCGGAGGUGCUGGGCAAGGUCACUUCGAAGUUGUCUCCGGAAUUUCAUGGGUGUGAGAAGAUCCUCUUGGAGUUGGAUCGAUGUGAGAAGUCGGUCGAACAUGUCGAAGCAGCUCAGGACAAGAAGUGCAGUUGGCUUUUUGCACAUGCCUACCACGAGCAAAGCACUCCGGAGGCAAAGGCGUACUUGGACAAGCAUUACGGGAACUGCGAGGUCGGCAGUGAAGAGGAGGAAAAGAUCAAGGACGUUUACAAAGAGCUGGGCCUCCAGGAGUGA
Molecule: messenger RNA, 1074 nt
Organism: Durusdinium trenchii
Lineage: Eukaryota; Dinophyceae; Suessiales; Symbiodiniaceae
Source: the annotation of a GenBank genome assembly